AUGUCGGUGUCGGUGAGGGCGGCGCUGCUCUGCGCGUGCGCAUUGCUUUUGCAACACGCUAGCGCGGAGCUUAAGGGAAGAUGUGAUGCACAAAUGAAUUGCCCGGCGAGGGCAACACCUUGCACUACCGAUGACGAAUGUGGAGAGCAGAUCUGUUGUAACACAACAUGUGGACAGACUUGUGUAGAUCCUUUAUUUACUGGGUGUGAAAAUUUAAAGCUAUCAUCAGAACGGAUAUCUCGUGCCUUAGCAGCGGAAAACAGUCGAGGUGGUAGAGGGAAACGCCCAUCUAUGAGGACUCCAAGAUGUCGAACCUCUGAUGGAGAGUUUGAGGAAAUCCAGUGUGACAAUGAGAUUGUAAGCUCUUGUUGGUGUGUCGAUUCUACUGGGUUUGAGAUACCAGGAACUAGGGCGCCAGCAGCUGGCUUAGUUAACUGCACUCGUGUGGCACCGUGUGCAGCUCACACUUGCCGCAUGUUAUGUCCACUGGGCUUCGAGUUAGACGCUAAAGGUUGCCCACUUUGCAAGUGUCGGGAUCCCUGCAGUGGGGUAACUUGUCCUGGACAGCUGUCUUGCCAGUUAGAGGAAAUUCCGUGUCUUACACCGCCGUGCCCACCAGUACCUACUUGUAAACGGGGUCGUAGUCUACAAAAUAUCUGCCCGGUUGGAGAACCGCUUUUAAUAUCAGAAACAAGUCGCCCGUUCCUGUGUGGCACUGAUCCUGGAAAACCUAAUUGCCCACCUUUAUUCAGAUGUCUUGUGGAAUCAGGAAACGACUACGGUGUUUGCUGUCCAGCAUCACUAGAACUUCAAAAAGCGGGAACUUGUCCUGUCCCUACGAACAAUGACCUGGACUGCGGCACUCCUUGCGCCCACGAUCUUGAAUGUCCAUCGAUGCAGAAGUGUUGCGAUGGUGGAGAAUGUGGCAGACACUGCAUAUUGCCUCACAAUGUGACUAUGUGUACUCAACAGAAGAUGAUAGCGGAGUUGUUGGUCAUCAGUGAAAAAGAGGGAAGAGGAUAUGUACCCCAGUGUGGUCAUGACGGAUCAUUUAUAUCAAGACAGUGUUCCAGAAAUGGACUAGUUUGCUGGUGCGUAGACGCAGAAGGCAAUAAACUCCGAGGUUCAAUGGGACCGUCCUCGUCAGUUAAAUGCUCAAGUUUACCUCUCCCAGCCCGCAGUGGUGCUCGAAGCCUAGACUCUUGCGCACGUGCGUUGUGUGCAGGAGUGUGCGAGUACGGAUACAAAAUAGGUGCAGAUGGAUGUCCUACUUGCGAAUGUGAUGACCCUUGCGCUGGUUUCCCUUGCCCUGAUAAUGAGGAGUGUGUCAGGGUUAAGGAUGCUGAAUGUUCUGGGGAAUUGUGUACCGGGUAUCCAGUUUGUCGACCAAAAGGAUCAUACGAGAACCCUUGCGAAGUCGGGGCUCCAGCUACAGACGAGGAUGGUUCUUUACUACCUUGCGGAGUAGAAGCUGAUUGUCCCUUAGGACACGCUUGUACAACGACCAGAAGAAACGGAUUAGCCGUCUGCUGUCCAGACCCUCACUAUGUUGAUAAUUCCACUGAUAGUGAACUUAUGGAGAUAAACUUCGAAACAUGUGGUUCAGAGGCAGAAGCUCUCUGCGCACUAAACUCGACAAUAACUUGUCCUGAAGGCGAAUGCGACAACGACCUCGUUUGCUGCGCAACUUCCACGUGCGGCCCCGUGUGUAUCGACGCGGCGAAGAUGAGACUGCAAUCUGACAGGGUCGAUGACACAACAACCAUGUGUGAAUACCUACGCGAUUUUGACGAGAAAAUGGAAGGCACAGUAGACGGAAUGAAACUAGCUUUGCCAGCCCCAACCUGCAAGUCGGACGGUUCAUUUACUUCACAACAGUGCGCCAACGGCAGCUGUUGGUGCGUGGACUCUUUCGGAACGGAGAUACCAGAAACUACUACCAAUAAUGCUUCAGCAAUUGACUGUGAAAAAGUCCGUUCUGAGCUCUCGUGCUUGGAGCUCACCUGCCGUAUGGGCUGUGACUACGGUUUUGAGUUGGGAUCUGGACGUUGUCCCACGUGCAAGUGUCGCGACCCCUGCGCAGGAGUCACCUGCCCCGACGGUCGCACAUGCGCAACUGUUGAUGUUGCGUGUGAUGCGGACUACUGUCCUCCUGUUCCUGCAUGUCUUCCAAAGAAGCCAGGACAAUGUCCAUACCUAGUCCCAUCCAAUGGUGCAUGUGAAUGGUCCUGCAGAAGUGACGCAGAAUGCGGCCCUAUGGAACGCUGCUGUGCCACAGGUUGUGGAACUGCUUGCACUAAGGCAGUACACCAGACUGCUUGUCAGCAAAGGAGGGCGCUAGCUUUACACACGGCGGCAGAAAGUGGCAAUCCACCAGCCUGGACGUGGGUACCACAGUGUAAAGAAGAUGGCGCCUAUGAGCUUGUGCAGUGUCGAGGCUCUGACAAGGCAUGCUGGUGUGUUGAUGUUGCUGGUAAUGAGAUCGCUGGCACCCGCACUUUUAACUCCACACCAAACUGCGAUGCACCAAUCAAAUGCCCAAUACCCACCUGCCCAGUAAAUGAUAUUUGUGCUAACGGACGGAAGCUCGACGAUAAGGGUUGUCCUACCUGCGAUUGCUAUGAUCCCUGUGCUGAAGCCAAAUGCAGAACUGACGAGACUUGCGAACUAGUGCCGUUGGAAUGUGAGGGUGUCUCCUGCCCACCUCUAGCCCAGUGCGCCCCAGCCCCUCAGUGCCCUGACGGUGUUAACCCUCUGCAAGCUCCUGAUGGUUCGGGACCUUUAUUGUGUGGACCCAGCGCUGCCGCUUGUCCGUUCACACACGCGUGCAGAUUUGCACCUCAUGAUUCAAGGCCGUCGGUUUGCUGUCCUAAGCCACGUACUGUAUGUUUCGAGAACAAAGACGAAGGUUCAUGCUCAGAUACUGAAGUUCUGAACACAACGAGAUGGUACUUCAACCAUGAACGUAACCGCUGUGAGCGGUUCAGGUACCAUGGUUGCUCUGGCAACCACAACAAUUUUAGAACAAAGGAGGAGUGUAACACUGUGUGUCCACUGAAAGAAGAAACAGCAAAAUUGAACAAGAAGAUUACAUUUGAUAUUGACACAGUGUUGAGCCCAUGUGAAAGACUGAGGGAGAAGAACGAGAUAGCAGCACAAAAAUACGGCAAAGGCACGUUCAUACCGAAGUGUGAUGGUAAUGGCACUUGGGAGCCAGUACAGUGUAUGUCACACAUUGAUGUCUGUUGGUGUGUAAGCUCGAGAGGGGAACCACUAAAGGGAUCUUUAGUCAGAGGCGGUCAACCCCAUUGCAACUUCAGGCAAGCGCGAAAGUAUAUUCCUCGUGUUAAUCUAGAUGAAAAAGCCAGAGCCGACGAAGUGUUAGAGGAACUGAUUAGACAAAUGACAGCGUAUAGAAUAGACGAGUUUGAUGAAGAAGACGACGAAGACAUCGAUCUCGAUGCCGUAGGUCGAGAAGGGGACAAAGAACUAGAACAGAAAGACGAAGCUGUAUUAAUAUCUGAAGUAGUAGAAGUAAAACCUGCAGAUAGGACUAGGAUAGUAGAGAAGCCUCUAGAAUUACAAGCAGACAAAAAGAAUGUCUAUUUAGAUACUUCUUCAAUAAAAUUCAAAACGAAAUGUCAGGCAAUGCAGGAAGAAACUGAAAAGGGUACAGGUAGCGAAGGGCUUCAUCCACGUUGCCUAUCAGACGGAUCGUUCUCUCCAAGACAAUGUUGGCGAGGGAGAUGUUGGUGCGUUGAUGCUGCAGGACAGAGGACACAACGUCUUGGAGUAGUUGAAGAUGCUCCUAAACCAGAUCUUUGUGAGGUAACACAAGUAGAAUCGGCAGUGCUAGAGCUGGAGCUGCUGAGCGCGGAUGGUGGGGAGGGAGGGGAGGUCGGCUCGGCGGCGGCGGAGAGGGCGCGCUCGGCGGUGGCGGCGCGCCUCGCCGCGCUGGGGGCGCGCGCACCGGUACUGCUGGAGCGAGAGCGCGCCGCUCUGCGCCUGCGCACCGCGCUGCACGGCCCGAGAGCCGCUGACUACGUAUAUCACAUCGAGAACUUUGUAAAAGAACAAAAAUUAUCAGCCCAGUCUGGAGAUGCGAUUUUGAACGCCGACGUAAUUCGCAGCGAAUACCGUCUAGCACAGCUACCGCAAAUAACUAUGCAACAGAGAGAAAUACUUAGCGAGUCCACUGUUUCCGCAACAACAUCUUACCACACUGCCCUGAUAGUUUUAGCAGCAACUUCAGCGUUCAUAAUAAGUGUUCUCUGCGUUCUGGUAAUGCUUUACCGCGCACGACUCCAAAGAGAGCCACAAAAAGCGGAGCGGUUUUUGCCAGCCGCACCGCCGGUCUAUGUCCUCUCAGCUGACGAGAAGGCUGAACUAGCAAGAGUUCUCCAUGCCCCGCCACCACCUGUCCCACCGCACGAUGACCAAACAAGAAUAUAA
Arctia plantaginis is the source of this 4452-nucleotide messenger RNA. The record is from the annotation of a GenBank genome assembly. Lineage: Eukaryota; Metazoa; Arthropoda; Insecta; Lepidoptera; Erebidae.